UCUCUCUCUCUCUCUCUCUCCGCCUCUUCCCUCUCUCAUCGUAUCAUCUCUGCAAAAACGAAUCACUAAAUGCUGUUUUGCAGACCAAACACAAACCCAAACCGAGCAGAAUACGAAGCAGAGUGAAAAAAAUUACAACCAUGGAAGAGGUCUCAACGGGGGCCAUAGUUCCGGCGGUGAAGUCAGAGCCUAGAUCAUCUGCUUCCUUCGCCGCUGCAGCAGCGGCCUCAGGGGCGCACACCGAGCAGGCGGGAGCGAAGGACACGGGGUCAUCAGAGCUGGAGAAGGAUUUCCUAUGCCCGAUUUGCAUGCAAAUUAUAAAAGACGCGUUUCUCACAGCUUGUGGCCACAGCUUUUGCUAUAUGUGUAUAAUUACUCACCUCCGCAACAAGAGCGAUUGCCCUUGCUGCGGCCAUUACCUCACUAGCAACCAGCUCUUCCCUAAUUUCUUGCUCGACAAGCUAUUGAAGAAGGUUUCUGCCCGUCAAACAUCAAAAAAUGCAUCACCGGUUGAGCGUUUUCUCCAGGCACUGCAACAGGGUUGUGAAAUUUCAAUUAAGGAUGUGGACAACCUUAUGUCACUGCUUGCUGAGAAGAAAAGAAAAAUGGAGCAAGAAGAAGCUGAGAGAAAUAUGCAAAUAUUGCUAGACUUCUUACUCUACUUACGGAAGCAAAAAGUUGAUGAAUUGAAUGAGGUACGGACUGAUCUCCAAUAUAUUAAGGAGGACAUAGACGCUGUUGAGAGACAUAGAAUUGAGUUAUACCGUGUUAGAGACAGGUAUUCUAUGAAAUUGUGGAUGCUUGGAGAUGAUCCCAAUGUAAGAAAACCAUGGCCUUCAACAUUAGAUAAGAAGAGUGGGGGUGCCAUCAGCAGUUCUUUUAGUGCGAGAGGAGGGGUGACUGCAGGGAAUCUUCCAACUAAGAAAAUGGAUGGCAAGUCUCAAGUAAGCUCUCAUGGGCUCCAGAGAAAGGAUACUUUAAGUGGGUCUGACUCACAGCAUAAUCAGUCAGGGCUAUCUGUGGUGAGGAAAAAGCGGGUCCAUGCACAGUUCAACGACCUACAAGAAUGUUAUCUGCAAAAGCGUCGACUGUUGACAACCCAACCACAUAAACAGCAAGAAAGUGAUAAAAAUAUCAUUCAUAGAGAGGGCUACAGCUCAGGUCUUGUAGAUUUUCAAUCUGUGCUGAGUACCUUCACUCAAUAUAGUCGUUUAAGGGUCAUUGCUGAACUCAGGCAUGGGGAUAUAUUUCACUCUGCCAAUAUAGUGUCAAGCAUAGAAUUUGACCGUGACGAUGAACUGUUUGCUACUGCUGGAGUUUCAAGGCGAAUCAAAGUUUUUGACUUCUCCACGGUUCUGAAUGACCCUGCUGAUGUUCAUUGCCCUGUUGUUGAGAUGUCAACACGUUCUAAGCUUAGCUGCUUGAGUUGGAACAAGUAUGCUAAGAAUCAGAUAGCUAGUAGUGAUUAUGAGGGUAUAGUAACUGUUUGGGAUGUGACAACUAGGCAGAGUGUGAUGGAAUAUGAAGAGCAUGAAAAACGUGCAUGGAGUGUUGACUUUUCUCGUACCGAACCCUCAAUGCUUGUGUCUGGUAGUGAUGAUUGUAAGGUCAAAGUUUGGUGCACAAAUCAGGAAGCCAGUGUUAUCAACAUUGACAUGAAAGCGAAUAUUUGCUGCGUCAAGUAUAAUCCUGGAUUUAGCAAUUACAUUGCGGUUGGUUCAGCAGACCACCACAUUCACUACUAUGACUUGAGAAAUAUCAGCCAUCCGCUCCAUGUGUUCAGUGGACAUCGUAAAGCUGUUUCAUAUGUGAAAUUCUUGUCUAACAAUGAGCUUGCUUCAGCAUCUACAGACAGUACAUUACGAUUAUGGGAUGUAAAGGAUAAUGUGCCAGUUCGUACCUUCAGAGGCCACACAAAUGAAAAAAAUUUUGUAGGCCUCUCAGUAAACUGUGAUUACAUUGCAUGUGGCAGCGAAACAAAUGAUGUUUUUGUCUACCACAAGGUUAGCUAUGAAAUCUCCAAACCUGUUACGUCGCACAGAUUUGGUUCACCUGAAAUGGAUGAUGCCGAUGAGGAUGCCGGAUCUUACUUUAUUAGUGCUGUCUGCUGGAAGAGUGACAGCCCUACGAUGCUAGCUGCAAAUAGCCAGGGUACAAUUAAAGUAUUAAUUCUUGCAGCGUAAAUAAAUUAACAAAAGAAAAAGAAAGAGAAAAAGAAAAGGAGAUUAAUGUAUUUAAACUUAUGGGUUCUAUUGUCUAUGAUGAUUGGUUAUUUUGCUGUAUAUAUCAUUGGAUUGGAGCAUGAAUUAGCGGAUCUGUAGGUCUGGUUCCAUAGUUCUUGUCCUUUUUUUGGCAGAUAAUUGUACAAGUUUUUCACUACAGGAUGUAAUCAUUCGAGGUUUGAUUAAUGGCAUUUUUAACAUUACAUAGCUGAAA
Molecule: messenger RNA, 2436 nt
Organism: Hevea brasiliensis (rubber tree)
Lineage: Eukaryota; Viridiplantae; Streptophyta; Magnoliopsida; Malpighiales; Euphorbiaceae
Product: E3 ubiquitin-protein ligase COP1
Exons: 13
Coding region: 141-2183 (680 amino acids)
Biological process (GO): proteasome-mediated ubiquitin-dependent protein catabolic process
Molecular function (GO): protein binding; ubiquitin protein ligase activity
Source: RefSeq, a predicted model, not a curated record